This is a messenger RNA of Rhipicephalus sanguineus (brown dog tick), 2057 nucleotides long. RefSeq lists its product as uncharacterized. Gene Ontology annotation, molecular function: protein binding. The transcript has 19 exons. NCBI's taxonomy places the organism in Eukaryota, Metazoa, Arthropoda, Arachnida, Ixodida, Ixodidae. The record is from RefSeq and is a predicted model, not a curated record. The coding region runs from base 158 to 2005 and encodes 615 amino acids.
AUUAUAUCUGGGGAGGUGCGCACCCGAUCCGCUUGCGGCUUGCGGGGCCGCGCAUGUGCGCUGAUGCUUCGUGUGUGCAGCAUUGUGCAUUGAGUACGCCCACAAACAUGCGCUGACUAAAUUUAUCUGAAUGCAAAGGGGGAACACGUGUUAAGAUAUGCAGGAAUCGGCUCUUUUUGAUGCGGUUACAACAGGCGAUGAAUUAUCUGUUCGCCGGCUCUUAGACGAUAAUGCUCCAUUCACCAGCACCUGCGAUGGCGGAAACUACCUUCAUCUUCUGGCUAAGCAAACUUUCACCAUAUUGUCACCGGAAGACAGCGCUUCGAGGCAGAAACGACGGCGCAAUAUCAUAUAUAUGCUGUGCGAUGAAGGGCUAAGCCCCAAUCUUCGCGACGCGAUGGGCAGAACUCCUAUGCAUUAUGCCGUCCAGAAUUCCGAUCCACACCUUCUCAAGACAUUACUUCAGUGUUUUCCAAAUCCUCCGGAUGACAUUUGUGCUGCUGUGGUGCCCACUUUGUUGCAAGAAGUGCUUAAUAAUUUUAAGCCUGGACUCUGCAGUGCUAUUCAACAGCAUUGUAUAACAGAUGUACGUAGAAUAGUAAACAUGUGGUGCCGCACUGAUGCCUUCACGAAUGGCUGUAAUCUUAAGGAACUUGCUCUGGAAUCUGGGCAUGAAGAAAUCAUAAGCUUGAUACUUGGGGUCGAGCCAUCAAUGCGCCUAGUCCAUCAUGUCCUUGCAAGAAAAGUUGAGAAAGUAAGAGAGCUCCUGUCUAUGGAACGGGCAAGUUUGAACCUGGAUCUUCGAAAUAUGAGUGACCGUGGUGCUCCAAUCCUCUUCUACGCCAUUGCUAAUAAAGAUGUAGACAUUGUGAGGCUUCUUGUGUCAGCAGGCUGCCACAUCUUCACACUUAUGCGUGAUGCAGACAAUCAGGAGAUACCCGUUCUAUUCUCUGCUCUUACCAUGGAUAUGAGCCCUGAAUUGGCCAAUGCAUUGAUGCCAAAAGAUUUGCCAAGUCAGCAGCAAGUCAUCAGAAGACUUUUGUACAAAAGCAGGACAAUCUUGGAAGUUGCUCUUGAGAAUAGAAUACCGCCAGCGACAUUUGAAAUCCUUAUAUAUCGUGGAGGUGCUGAGCUGCUGGCUGGAAGAAACAAGGACAACAAGACAGUGAGAGACAUUGCUCAGCAUGCUGCACAGCAUGAAUAUGUCAAAGCAGUUGAUAACGUUGUUAGGGAAUGGGUGAAAGAUCCCACAAGUUACCCAGAUCAGAGACAGGUACUAGCCUUAUGUGGGUACGACCACAUUACAGACCUUUUUUCCAGAGACUCCUUCAUGCAGUUGACACAUGAUACUGUAGAGUACCUGGAAGGUGUUGCGGAUCAUCAGGAACAGAUUGCCGAGCUUUCAAGAGCUGUUGAGGAUGGAAACUAUGAAAGAUUUGAAGAAUUAAGAACAUACAGUUCUGCAGUGUUCAGAAGAAAUAUAUGUUGGGAAGCAUGUCAAAAGGCAAAUGGUCAGCCACUUCUCCAUAGGGCUGUGCUGUUCAACCGUCCCCAUAUUGUAAAAGCAAUAUUACAAAACGUUCCUGCUGGUCAGUCAGUGGACACCCUUUUAGAUCAGCAUCACCGCACUGCCCUCCACUAUGCCUAUGCCAUGUCUGAUGGUGACCAUUUAAUUCAACUCCUCAUGAAUGCUGGCUGCUCUGAGCACACACUUGACAGGAAAGGAAUGGAGCCAUUAGACUUCAAGAUGCGUUGUGGGUCACCUGCAAUGGAAUCAUUGCUGAAGCACAUACGCAGCAAGGUCCCUCUUGAAGAGUCAAGGAUAUGGAAUUCUAAAAUGCAUCAUAGAAAAAAUGUGCCAUGUCAAAGGGUCACGGGUUGUAAAUGGCCCUCUACACCACCAAAGCAUGUCCAUGCAAUGGGGUGCCUCUGCCAAGUUGGUCAUGUGCCAAACAAAAAUACAGUGAAGGACCAAAUUGGUACUAGCUGGUGCAUCGCCUUGUAAUAUUAAUAAAUCAUUUUUAUUUGACGAAAGACAAAUGUUUCCUUUGUGCUGA